This is a messenger RNA of Penicillium waksmanii, 552 nucleotides long. RefSeq lists its product as uncharacterized. Bases 1 to 552 code for a protein of 183 amino acids. The record is from RefSeq and is a predicted model, not a curated record. Lineage: Eukaryota; Fungi; Ascomycota; Eurotiomycetes; Eurotiales; Aspergillaceae. The transcript has 2 exons.
AUGAACCUCCUCACCCUCCUCGGGGCGCUCUCGCUCCUACUAAUCUCCGCCCUCGCCGAUGCCACCGCAGACAUCUUCUACUGGCCCAUCGGCGCCUCAUCGCCCUCCGUCCUAGCGCGCGUCUCCUUCGACCCAGCAACCCAGAAAUCCAACGUGGUCUCUUACAACGCACCCAAGACCGAUUCCACAGACGACCUCGUCCGAAUUGGCCUGUAUACCACAACCCCCUCAAACCCCAAGCAAUGGGUCGGAUCUCUCGUCUCGCUGUCAUCCUUAACCGACAAAUCCCAACAACCUACCUUCCGCCUCCAUCUCGGACCGACCAAUGAACUCUAUCAUGUUUCUCUGGCCGCUAAGGCCGCUACUUCUCCCCAGGCUGAGCUCGUGUUAAGUGAGCCCGGUGCGCAACCGCAUCUGAAUCGUCCUGUGGUUGUUGGUCCGGAUGGGGCUGAUGCGGAGGCUGUGGAGGAAAAGAGCAUGCUGCAAAAGUAUUGGUGGGUGCUUGCGAUCGUUUUCUUCUUGACCAUGACUAGCGGCGGAGGUGGAGAGUAG